GCCGCGCCCUUCCACUUAAUACGGAUCUAAUCGAUUGAAUCGUAGAGGAGGGAAGUGGACAUCUUAGCGGCCGUACGCCAUGGAAGGAGAAGUGAACGAUUCGAGCAAGGAGCGCUCUAAUUCCACUUGGGCUGAGGUGGUUUCUUCCGGACGCGAGGAGAACCGCGGGCGGGUGGCGGAGGGAGAUUCCAAUUAUUGUCAAAACCGAUGGGAUUUGACAAAGGAAAGAAGUGAGUUAAGAGAAGAUGGAGGAUGGGAGGCUGCUGGCAAGAAGAAACCACAUCAGCAGUCAAGCAAAAGGCCACAUAAGGUAGUAAUGGAGGCAUGGGGUGCAUAUAAGCAGCCCCCUAAUGAACAAGAAUACAUUGACGAAACUUCGGAUAAUAUAGGUUUACAGCCAAGUAGAGAGGAGCUUGAUGAUUUGUCACAAGCUUGCAAUAGGUUAUGGGAACUUGAUCUGGAUCGAUUGGUACCUGGAAAGGACUACAUGAUUGAUUGUGGCCGAGGGAAGAAGGCUUAUCAAAAAGAAGAUGUAGCAUCAGAUAGUUUGUUUUCCUGGCUGAGCAAUGAUGUAUUUAUGCGUCCAAUCUAUUCCCGUUUUUGUUCCCUUCUUGACAAUUACAACCCAUAUGUAGGGUGCAAAGAAGUUGUAACUUCAGAGGAGAAGCAUGAGCAGACUGCAUUUAUUGAGGAAAUAAGCAGGACGGCACCAAUUAAGUAUCUUUACCAUUACUUAGUGGCCAAGGACAUGAUCUCAUAUGAUUAUGAAAACUUCAAGAGAAUGAUGUUGGAUUUAUGGUUUAAUCUAUAUGAUCGAGGUGGCAGCUCAAGUUGCUCUUCUGCUUUUGAGCAUGUUUUUGUAGGAGAGAUCAAAGGGAGAGGAGACUAUGAAGUCUCUGGUUUUCAUAACUGGAUUCAGUUCUAUCUACAAGAAUGGAAAGGCAAAGUAGACUACCAAGGUUACAUUUUCCCGAGGAAGCAUGGAAAAAGUCCAGACUCCGAGACUCACCUGCUAACUAUCCAAUUCAAAUGGAACGGCAUCUUGAAGUCCGUCUCCACUUCUCUAGUUGGAGUGAGCCCGGAAUUUGAAAUUGCACUCUACACUCUGUGUUUUUUCGCCGGCGGAGUCGAUAACCAUGUUGUUCUAGGCCCAUACUCUGUCAACAUAAAGUGCUACAGGCUGGGAAAGGAUACAAUUGGUUCUGUUUUCCCUGUUGCCAAAGAUUAGUCACACGCAGGCUUCAGUAAACGGUUUUCUUUCAACAAUUUGCCAUCACUUUGUUGUUUAUUGGACAGUAGACACAAUGAUAAAGCAGUGGAAAGAUUUUAUUAUCAUUUUUUUUUGUUUUGCAAAGAUUCCAAAGCCUUAAUUUCUACCCCGAAAAGAAAGGUGUUGGAAGAGAAAUUAACUAUUUGGAAGAACUAUGUUUGGUCAAUUGGACUUUGGAAAGAAGAGUUUGGAAUAAAGGUGUUGGAAGAGAAAUCAACUAUUUGCAAGAAAGUAUGUUUAAUAACUUGGACAUUGGAAAGAAGCCUUUUUGGAAUGUUUACUUCAACAAUGAAUAGAGGAUGACUUUUUUUUA
Messenger RNA from Zingiber officinale, 1583 nucleotides. Its product is annotated as poly(U)-specific endoribonuclease-B-like. The record is from RefSeq and is a predicted model, not a curated record. NCBI's taxonomy places the organism in Eukaryota, Viridiplantae, Streptophyta, Magnoliopsida, Zingiberales, Zingiberaceae. The transcript has 6 exons. Gene Ontology annotation, molecular function: RNA endonuclease activity. Bases 80 to 1228 code for a protein of 382 amino acids.